Messenger RNA from Suillus subaureus, 671 nucleotides. RefSeq lists its product as uncharacterized. The record is from RefSeq and is a predicted model, not a curated record. NCBI's taxonomy places the organism in Eukaryota, Fungi, Basidiomycota, Agaricomycetes, Boletales, Suillaceae. Gene Ontology annotation, cellular component: fungal-type vacuole membrane; vacuolar transporter chaperone complex. The transcript has 3 exons. The coding region runs from base 42 to 548 and encodes 168 amino acids.
ACUUCCAAGUAACGUCUUGUGUAAGUAAACCAGUAUAAACCAUGGCCUCUAAUAAACAGCCCGAAGACGAAGAUAAUAACGCGCACAUCGGCCUGUUCAGGCGAUCAUGGACUGCAAUUUUUCCGUUCUCUUCAUCUGCGCUAGCGUCUCUCCCCGAAAACACCCAAAGGCCCGCACGUUACACGAGAGAAGAUGAUAUUCCAGACGUGGACCACGACGUUGAUGGACAAAGACCUACCAUCAGAGAUUACAAUGCCAUAAAUUCUGUUCCGCCGCAGAUACGUGUUCCGAAGAAAGUGAAGACGUCUCUGAAGAUUGAGGGAAAGGUAUGGUUUGCCAAUGAACGGACAUGGAUAUCCUGGCUGAAUCUUGCUGUGCUAUUGGGAACCUUGGCGCUUGGCCUCUUCAAUGCGUCCAAGGACGUGGUAGCCCGAAGAUUCGCAUAUGCUUAUGCCUUCAUCAGCAUUGGUGUUUUGGUGAACACCUACAAGUCUGCUAUUUGCGAAAAACUGAUGCUCAUACUGCAAGAUAGGUCUACGGUUUUGUAAUCUAUCAGAAUAGGAUCACGAUGAUUCGCAAACGUGACCCCGGGCAUUAUGACCACAUCGUUGGACCUGUCUUUAUCAGUGCACUUCUGUUCUUCGCAGUCUUGGCCAAUUUUGUAAUCCGAG